CGGAGCCGGAGCCGAUGGAGGCGGCUGCGGGACAGGCGGAGGAGGCCGGGCUGGCCUCCUUCCUCGACAAAUCCCAAACCCAGCGCUACGCAGGGGGCUUCAACCCGGCGAGCUGGGAGCAGGAAUUUGACAAGAUCCCCAUGUUUAUGAAGAAAUCCCCUGCUGAAAUUGAUCCUGAACAGAAUCCUGAUUUGGCAUGCCUUCAGUCAAUCAUUUUUGAUGAGGAUCGAUCUCCUGAAGAGCAAGCAAACACCUAUAAGAAUGAGGGGAAUGAAUACUUCAAGGAAAAGAACUACAAGAAAGCUGUAAUCUCAUAUACUGAAGGGUUAAAAAAGAAAUGCAGUGACCAAGAUUUGAAUGCUGUGCUUUAUACUAACCGAGCUGCAGCACAGUUUUAUCUGGGCAACUACCGUUCCGCUCUCAGUGAUGUGAUCGCUGCAAGAAAGCUAAAACCCAACCAUCUCAAAGCAAUAAUAAGAGGAGCUUUGUGUCAUUUGGAGUUAAAGAAUUUCCCUGAAGCAAUGGCAUGGUGUGAGGAGGGUCUGAGGAUAGAUUCGAAGGAGAAGAAACUUGUGGAAACGAGAGCCAAAGCUGACAAAUUAAAGCGAGCUGAACAGCGGGAUAUAAGGAAAGCAAAACUGAAGGAGAAGAAGGAACAGUCUCAAAAGGAGGUCUUACUCACGGCUAUAAAGGAAAGGAAUAUCAAGCUGUUUCUAGAGGCCUCUAAGGAGGAAGAUGAAAUAUCAGAUGGUCUGGCUGAGAUGUCCUUAAAUGGACUGAGUUCUGAUAGUGCCACGGGCACAAAGGUCUACUUAGAUGAUAAUGGCAAUCUAAACUGGCCUGUGCUCUUCCUGUAUCCUGAAUAUGGGCAAACAGAUUUCAUCUCAGCUUUUCACGAGGACUCCAGAUUUAUUGAUCAUAUACUGGUGAUGUUUGCUGAGUUACCUCCUUGGGAUUCAGAAAGAAAAUAUCAUCCCAGCAAUCUAGAGCUUUAUUUUGAAGAUGAAGCAAGAGAAGAAAUGUACCAGCUGAACACAGAAAACACACUGCUACAAGUGCUGCAGCACCAAAGGUACUUUGUAAAGGCUGGGACUCCUACUUUUUUGGUUUUAGUAAAGCAUUCUCCUUUCUCUAAGAAUUACUUUUUUGGCAAGAAGGUGCAUCGACUAAAAUAAGCAAGUGCAAGCACAAAAAGGGACGAGAGAAACCCUUGCGGUGGGCUGUAUUGUUCAUAUCCACAGAUAGGAACAAUCAGUCUUCUGCCUGUAUAGUUUAAUAAUUUUUUCUACUUCAGUCAAAUAAACAUAACCACUAU
Molecule: messenger RNA, 1315 nt
Organism: Emys orbicularis (European pond turtle)
Lineage: Eukaryota; Metazoa; Chordata; Testudines; Emydidae
Gene: TTC4
Product: tetratricopeptide repeat domain 4
Exons: 10
Coding region: 15-1175 (386 amino acids)
Biological process (GO): protein folding
Cellular component (GO): cytosol; nucleus
Molecular function (GO): Hsp70 protein binding; Hsp90 protein binding
Source: RefSeq, a predicted model, not a curated record